Messenger RNA from Ochotona princeps (American pika), 1483 nucleotides. It is a transcript of the gene CCDC137, whose product is annotated as coiled-coil domain containing 137. NCBI's taxonomy places the organism in Eukaryota, Metazoa, Chordata, Mammalia, Lagomorpha, Ochotonidae. The record is from RefSeq and is a predicted model, not a curated record. Bases 461 to 1234 code for a protein of 257 amino acids. The transcript is spliced from 6 exons.
CCCCUGUCCCGUCUCCCAGGCCUCCCCGGACUCGCGCUCGCGCACCCCCAACCUCCAGGGCCGCCUUCUACGCUCCGUCUACCCCUGGGCACUGACGCCUGCCCGUCGCCCACUAACCCGCCCUCCCGGGUCGCGGCCAGGCGCGUUCCGGAGGCACCGCCGGACGAGCAAGGGUCCUCGAGCUGCGGGCCGGUGCGCUGCGGAGAGCCCGCCGCCCCGCCGCCCCGCCGCCCCGCCGCAGCCGCCGGGUACUUGCCGAGCGGGCGGCCGCUACGCUCCCCAGCCGCAUUGCGCUGGGGUGGUCGGUGACUGGCUCCUGAGCGGCAGCCGCCUCGGCCAAUCGAAGCCCGCCAUAGAGCCAAGGCGCUCCAAUGAGCGUGGGGCGAAGCGCAGGAAGCGGAAGGGGCGGAACCACGAGCGGGGCGGAAGUGGCUUCGCUCGGGAAUUGCCCGGUCCGGGGAUGGCGGGAGCCGGACACGCGGCGGCGGGAAAGGCGGCAUGUCGGGGUUCCAAGCGGCCGCCGGGGAAGGCGAGCCCGGCUCCGCGGCCAGGGAAGCGCAGCGCCGAGAAGAAGAAGGUGGACAGCCGGCCCCAGAGCCGGGACGAGCAGGAGAUCCCCUUCCGGCUCCGGGAGAUCAUGAGGAGCCGCCAGGAGAUGAGGAACCCGCUGAGUAACAAGAAGAGAAGAAAAGAGGCCCGAGCGACCUUCAGGAAGACGCUGGAGAAGGAAGCCAAGGGAGACGAGCCGGACAUCCCCGUGCCCAAGUUCAGGCAGAGGAAGUGGGAGUCGGACGGGGCCUAUGUGCAGCGCAUGGAGCAGGAGGCCCAGCAUGUGCUGUUCCUGACCAGGAACCAGGCCGCGCGGCAGCCGGAGGUGCAGGCGGCUUCCAGGAAGAAGUCGGAGAGGAAAAAGGCGUUCCGGCAGCGACGCCUGGAUAAGGCCCGGCAGCGCAGGGAGGCCAAGGCUGCAGACCGGCAGGAGCAGGAGCUGCUCCAAGACACGGUAGAGUUUGGUGAGGUGGUCCUGCAGCCCCCUGAGCUGACUGCCAAGCCCAGGAGCAGCAGCAGCAGAGAGCAGCCUGGCAAGAAGUCGCUGGUGCUGAGGACGCUCCUGAGCCCAGCCACAUGCCCACUGCCGCGUUCCUCACUGGCCCGGCAGCGCAUCGUCGGGGAGGAGAGAGCGCGGGCUGUGCAGGCCUAUAGGCUGCUGAAGCGGCAGCGGCGGCCCCAGUAGGCAUGUGUUAUCCAGCAUGUCCUGGGACACGAGGCUGUGAGCCCUGCCCGCCUGUCACCAUGUGGGGGCCCUUUCUCCAUUAGACUGCCCUUCUGCAGGGACCUGAGUGCAGCACAGAGACUCCUGCAGGGCCAGGGCACUUCUCGGGGGCUUGGUCCUGAGGGAGACAGUCCAGCACAGAGGGCAGGGAGGCUGUGAGCCCUUGACCAGCCUCGCCAAGCAGGAUGGCCAUGGUGAGGCCUAGGGCUG